AUGAAGUACGUCCGACAGCACGUGCACAAGUUGGCGCGCCGCCGUGUUCUCGGCUAUGCUGCCGCCUACACUGUGCCCAUCUUUCUAGUCAUCGCAGCUGCCUCGUUGUGGGUCAAUGCAACUUUCUUGCAAUGGCUCGGACUCGCACACCUUGUGCUGCUGUCAAAACUCGUGCUACUGCUGGCUCUGCACGAAGUGCUCCGACCCUUUUGUCUCUCGUUCCCUGACGUCUGCACGUUAGCAGCGCAUGUCAAUGCAGCCGCUCAUGCCGCCGUCUUGCAAUCCGUUCGACGCGGACUGCACCCAAAGUUCCCAGAGUGGACACUCUGGUACGAGUGGUUCCAGGCCAUUGCCUUCGCUGCUGGUCAACAGAACGGCGGCCAUAUCCUCAAACUGCACAACGCACUGGCUUUCCGACGCAAUUUCGAGCUCAUUGGACGCGUGCUGGGGAUCUGGGCCUGCUGGCGUCACAACAAGGACCUCGAGAGCUUCCGGUACAACGGUCUCGAACAUCUGUGGCUACGUUCUCGACCCAGCUGCAACAACUUUGUGGAUGUCAAGAGACGGAUCGUCGUGCUGUACUACCAUGGCGGGGGCUACGCGCUCUUCAGCCCUCGCUUCUUUGUAGACUUUGCCAGCCGUCUGCUCACGGAAGUUCAGCGCCAGCUUCAAGCAGUUUGUGGACAGGCAGAUGACUGUGCUGCCAUGGACGUGCAGAUCUUGCUGGCCAACUACCGGAAGCUGCCCGAGGUCUGCUUCCCUGCCCCGCUGAAUGACGCCAUGAUGAUGUUCGACUACCUCGUUCACCAUGAACACGUGCUACCUCAAAACAUCAUUCUAGCGGGCGACAGUGCUGGCGCUGGAUUGGCCCUUGCAACGUUGCUGAGGCUACGACAAGCUGGACGUGAGAUGCCUCUCGCAGCACUGUGCAACUGUCCGUACGCAGACUUAUCGGCAGAUGUCGCUGUGUCCGAGUACUGCUUCAUCUCCAAGUCCAUGUUGGAUGCUAUUCGAGAUUUGUGCGUUCGCAAUACGCCGUGGUGGUCGUGGCGUGAAGGUGCCAUGCUGCAGGCAGAUCUACGUGGACUGCCUCCACUCUUUGUUCAGACCGCUGAGUUUGACAUUUUGCACCAACAGUCCUUGCAACUUGUCAAGAACGCUCGAUCUGAUGGGGUGGACGUGGAACUGGACGUCCACGAGCACAUGCCCCACGUGUUUACACUAUUCCCUCACUUCAUCAUACCUCAGUCGUCGGUGGGUAUCGAGAGACUCGCAGCUUUUGUCACGCGACAAGUCACAGCUCAGCAAUUACCCGUGCAGUUUCCAAUGGCCGCGCCACCAUUCUGA
Molecule: messenger RNA, 1347 nt
Organism: Hyaloperonospora brassicae
Lineage: Eukaryota; Oomycota; Peronosporomycetes; Peronosporales; Peronosporaceae
Source: the annotation of a GenBank genome assembly